Anopheles marshallii is the source of this 2634-nucleotide messenger RNA. It is a transcript of the gene Mtp, whose product is annotated as microsomal triacylglycerol transfer protein. The record is from RefSeq and is a predicted model, not a curated record. Lineage: Eukaryota; Metazoa; Arthropoda; Insecta; Diptera; Culicidae. Gene Ontology annotation, cellular component: Golgi apparatus; endoplasmic reticulum; basolateral plasma membrane. The transcript is spliced from 5 exons. Gene Ontology annotation, biological process: lipid transport; lipoprotein metabolic process. Gene Ontology annotation, molecular function: lipid binding. Bases 1 to 2634 code for a protein of 877 amino acids.
AUGACCAACAGGAUGAAGUUGUAUAUGUUUGUAUCUGUUCUGUUUUCUACAUUUGACUUUGGAUACGUGGCUCCAGCGUUUGGCGAUGCCUUUCAGGUUGGCACGGAAGAAAAGUAUAUUUUUUCUAAUGUGGUACAGGUGGGAAAUGCCAAAAAUGCGACUGUUUCAUUCGGUUACCGGACACUGGCUACCGUCACUGUUGGCGCAGUAUGGGGAAAUGAUGAAACGAAGCUUCUAAAAAUACAGAUUCAAAAUCCUAAACUUGUUAACAUUCCCGAUGAAAACACGGGAGUCAUUGUUGGUUUGGAAUCUCCAUUCUAUGCGUGGUGGAAUUUGGGCUUCAUCAGGGAGAUAUACUUUGCACCUUCGGACACGGUUCCGAUUAAAAAUUUGAAGAAAGGAAUAUGCGCACUGUUUCAAUAUCAGCUCUUGGAUGGAACAUACACUGAAGAUGAUCCGUCGGGACAGUGUGAGGCAAAGUACAUAUCGCACUCAUCCACGCGCUAUCACAAAUCGAAAGGGAAUUGCGAAUAUGAUGCCAAGCGAAUUGAACGAUCCGAAUAUGCAUUGCGAAGCAGUUUAAAAACAUCAAGAAGCACGGAUUUUACUGUAUCCACCGAAGGCGCUUUGCAAAAAGUGACGAGCCAGGACUACGUGAAGUAUUUACUGAAUGCGCACGAUCAAUUCGGGGCGUACUAUGAGUCAGUCAUGCAGCUAAAUGUGCAAGGAAGCUCCCAAAAAACGGCCAUAGUUGAAGGAUCAAGCUUGGAAGAAGUCGUGAUACAGUUGGCUUUGGAACGAGAAACGCUUUUGACUCAAGAAUUUAAGGCACCAUGUAAGGACAAGAAUUGCGAAAGCGUUAUCAACCUAUUUAAACAUUACAAAAAAUCACUCGCCAACGAUAAUAUCGGUAAAGAAGUGUCUGCCACUGCAUUGGUUGAUAUGGUACAGGUAGCACGCCAUGCGAAGAAAGAGGAUUUGUUGCGAAUGCUAAAGGCUAAAUCAUCGAAUGAAAUUAAAGGACAACUGUUAGAUCUACUUGCAGCGGUACAAACGGUAGCCUCACAUGAGGCGGCCAAAACGGAAUUUGUAAAUGUUUCUGACGAUGAAGAUCUGUUCCUCGGAGAACGCUACCUGCAAGCACUAGCUGUAGGUACACGACCGCAAAAGGAAAUCGUUGAAGAUCUAUUGCAAAUGGCUCAGACCGAACAUAGAAAUGUAAAAUUUUACGACAGCCUAAUCCAGAGUCUGGCAGCUGUAACUCGCCGAUAUGCUCAACUGGAAGGAAACUCGUAUGAAACCGAGGUGGUAAAGAAGGUGGUGGCACUGUUACAAGAAAAGCUUGACAAAUGUUCAAACGAUAACUGUAAGCUUAAGUAUAUACGUGGGUUCCAAAAUCUCAAAUGCCCCAAAACGGUGGAUAGUCUUUUAAUGCUCGCACAGGAAUCAACGAAAGCUGUCAGUGUUGCUGCUAUGAAAGCCCUACGAUCAUUCUCCGUCUAUCUGUGGAAUGACGAGUUUAGGGCAAAAUUUGAGGACAUUUUCUUCCAGGUAUCAAAAAGUUACGAUUCCAGUGCACGAACGUUGGCGUUAGAUAUUUUGUUGGAUUUGAAACCAGACUACGACGAACUAUCGCAUCUAUUACAGUUUUUAAAGUCAAGUGAUAAAGCGUACGAGGUGAAGCAAUAUUUGCUACAGAAGUUACGUAUGUUCGCAGAUCAAUGUACCGAAUUUGGCCAAAUGCUGCAGCGCAUCAUCGAGAAUGAUCCAGUACUGAAUAAUUACCACGUGCUCGCUCCUAGAGGACUGUCCACGGCAUUGACUCGUAAAUUUUCGGCAGUACCAUCGUUUAAUGCUUCCCUUACGAGUUUACAAGAGAUGAACGGAGGUGUUUUGAAACGGGGAAUCGUUGAUUUGACGCUAGAUGUGGAUAACGAAAGGACAAGCCUAUUCACCCUAGGACUAUAUGCCGGCGGCAUGUCAUCGUUUGUCAGUAGCAAUGAUGCGGAUGCAACCGAUGCUGAUAAAGAGGAAGAUACAACGGCGGGAAUGGAACUGUUAGUACAAGGUGUGGCAAUGAGACCUUUAGAAUUUUUUAACGGAAAGGGUGAAUUGAUGGGACAUGUUUGGAGCGGUACAGCAUCGGAGCCAACACCAGCUUACCAGGCCAUCACAUUACUGCAGGAUAGCGAGGAACGGUUUGCAUCCAAUAACGGUGUGACGUUAAUUCUCAGUUCAACUGGUGCUAUAUCGAUUGAUCUGAACGGUCAAGUCACCAUGAGCCUGUGGGGCCGUAAUGCACAGUCCAAAGUGGAACAAAACACUGGCAUAAGCAUGACGGGCCGGUUAUCCUUCGAUACGGCAUUCACAACUGUGAAUGUUCGGUUCAGCAUGGAGCAGGAACCACAAUUGCAUCUGACAUCGGCUCUAGACUUUUCUGGAGAUCCAGCAUUGUGCAUGCAACUAGUACAACCGAAGAGUUCGCUCAAACAACGGUUUGCGAGAACGAUUGAACUCGUGGGAACAAAACAUCGAGCGUCCCGUAAGACAAUCAAAACUGUACAAUUGAAUGGAUUAACACAUUCGCUCAAUAGGAAAAACAAUGAUAUGUGCAAUUUAAUUUCAAAAAGUUGA